AGACUACUCCUACCCUCUCACUCAGUGACUAACUAGCAGGCGUAUAGUUCUUCUAGCUAGCUUCUUCUUCAUGGAGCAGAAGCAGAUCGUCAGGACGUUCUCGGCGCUGGGCCAGCUGGCCAAGAUAGCUGCAAUGCUCCUCCUCUUCCUCAUCGUCCCUUUCGUGUCUCCCUCCCUGAAGGGCCCUUACCUCUACCUCGUCUUCAACGCCCUCGUCGUCUCCCUGGGUGUCCAGGCCGGCAUCAUCUCCGUCUCCGUUUCCGUCCCGAGCAACCAAAACAAGUCGCCGUCGGCGUCGAACCUGACCAAUCCAGGAGAGACUGCAGAUCAUGUGACCAACAGUGAUCAUCGUCACCUUGUCAGUGGUGGCACUAAGCAGCGGGCGCCCUUGUUAUUAGUAGAACGUAGGGAGGUAAAUAAGCUCGCGCAUCGUGCUGCUAUCAAGGAGGGAGUCGUGGGCGUGGCAAAGAAACUGACGGAGAAGAUCAACAAUUGCCCUUCCAGGGCGAGCAUCUUCUUCAUCAGGAGCGUGGACGCAGACUACGCCGGCGAGGUCGUGGAAGCCAGCUCGUUGACGGUCCACCAGGUGGCGGAGGAGCGUAAAGAGUGGAAGGCCGACGACGCUGGGGUGCGCCUGAGCAAGCAAGAGCUCUUCACCAACGCCGAGGCGUUCAUCGGCAACUUCUACAAGCAGCUCAAGAUGCAGAGGGACGAGUCAUGUGUUGGAGAUUAAUCUUGUACUUGAGUCAAACUAGCUAGGUAGACGUGCUUCUAUAGUGUCCUUGUAUGAUAUGAUUUUGCUCUGUACUCCCUCCCUCUCAAAACAAGUGACGUGGAUUUGUAUAAAAAUCUAUAUUUAUUUUGAAACGGAGGGAGCAUGAAA
This is a messenger RNA of Brachypodium distachyon (stiff brome), 883 nucleotides long. RefSeq lists its product as uncharacterized. Lineage: Eukaryota; Viridiplantae; Streptophyta; Magnoliopsida; Poales; Poaceae. The coding region runs from base 71 to 733 and encodes 220 amino acids. The transcript has a single exon. The record is from RefSeq and is a predicted model, not a curated record.